AAUAGGAUGCUGUGUAGACAAUAACAUUAAAAGAGUAAGCAGUAAGAAGAUCGUGACAAAAAAUUGGAUUUGAGCCAAAUAAAUUAUAAAUAGAUCUACUGGAAUAAAUCUAGAUCUAGAUCUCAUUUGUGUUAUAGUUAAAUAUAAUGGCCCCAAGUCGUACACCACAGGCUCCUGAUGCUAGACGUCCAAGCAGAGGCCCAGGGGUCAUUCAAGAUAGGAUAACACAGACACUGAGACGACGGAAAAAGACACCUGAUUAUAGUGCUGUGAAUCCUAUUGUGAAAUACAUUUUAUUUUUCUUUAAUUUCUUGUUCUUGCUUGUGGGUAUUGCAUUUACAGCAGUGGGGAUUUAUAUUUUGGUAGGAAAAACAAAGUCAGUGACCAGCUUCAUUGACUUUAUUUUUGACCCAGCUUGUAUCCUAUGCCUUUCUGGCUGUAUCAUUCUCUUUGUUGCUUUUUUUGGCUGUGGUGGAGCUUUGCGAGAAUCAAGACUUUUUCUCAGAAUCUACUACAUCAUCCUGAGCAUCUUGCUGUUAUUGGAGAUUUUGUUGGUCAUAUUCAUUUUUGUGUUUUACUUUGUGGAUGGGGCAUUUGCCAAAAUUGGACUCUAUCCUGAAAAAGCAUUUACUGACGCUGUUAGUCGUUAUAGAGAUGACCCGGAUAUGCAAGGUUUUAUAGACAACAUUCAGGAGCUGUUAUCGUGUUGUGGUGCCAGUAAUGAUGAUGUGGGCUAUUUAGACUGGAACAAGAAUCCUUACUUUAAAUGUAACUCUAGCAACCUAAGCCCUGAAGCAUGCAGUGUCCCCUUUUCAUGCUGUAAAAUUAAGGAAGGAGAUGCAAUAAACUACAGAUGUGGUGCAGAUAUGAUGAAAGACUCAACAACUGACAGAUCUGCCAUAUAUACACAAGGCUGUUUCAAGGGUCUCCAGGAAGUGAUCAAAAACAAUAUCUGGAUUGUUGGUGGAACAAUUUUAGCCAUCUUCAUACCUCAGGCUUUCUUCAUCUGUCUGGCCAAGGCACUCAAUUCACAGAUUGAGGAGCAGAUGUCCAAGUGGUGAUAUGUUCCGGAAUAAAUGAACAAAUACAGCAGAUGAGUUUCAGACUUCUGUAGUUUUUAAAUAGCUGGUAAUAUUUAGGUCAUGGGUUAAAAUGUGUAUAAAAUGUGUAGGCUUGUUUUUUUUUUUAGUUUUUUAAUGUAUAUUAAACUUUGAAUUUCUUUCUAAAAAAAGAAAUACUUUUUUAAAUACAAAAUUUGAUGGGUUUUUCAACAUAUCUAUCUGGAAUGUAAUCAUUAAUGUUCUUAUCUUUUUGUAUAGUAACAUUUAAUUACCAUAUUUUGUUAAUUUAAGAUCUGUCAUUUUUUUUAUAGUAUUGUUACCUAAAGUUCCAUCAAUAUUUUCUGCCAGAUUACAUCAUUAGAUACUAUAAGAGCACAAAAAAUAUUUCUUGUGUCAUGUUUCAAAUAUUUUAGUUGUGGGUCCUAAAACUAUUUGACCUUUGAUCAGCAAUUCACAGGAAAUGGACUCCAUGAAAAUAAAUUUUUACUUUACCAGUGUUUCAAAUUUUAAAAAAAUAUAAUUUUAAAAAUCUAUUUACAGAUGUGGCUUAUAUGUGAAAUUUGGACCUUAUUAGUUUGGGAAUUGUUGCUUUUUAAAUUUGCUGUAAAAUCAUGGUUUUAUGUGUUGUGAAAGUUUAUAAUUUGACAUACAUCAAAGGAAGACUAAAAAUAACACAGACUGCUGAACUUAAUUAUGCUAUGUACAAUAUAUUUUAUAAUAAUGCAUCUAUUUUCUUAUGCUCUGGAGCUUUUUAAAAUUUAAAAACCAAUGUAUUGAUAAUGUACAAUUAUUUUUCCUUGAAUUAAUAUGUAUAAGUAAUUAAUGUAUGCAGAUUGGUGUUAAAAUGUUGAUUGGGCUGUGGAGAGCUAGAGUGGAUAAACUGGUUUCAUUUACCAUAUAGACAAUUAACUGACCUUACUCUAUAGAAAAUAUAUGGAACUGUUGUUUGGGUAUAGUUUUUCUUGGCCUGUUGUUUGGGUAUAGUUUUUCUUGUCUAGGAGAUAUUAAUUAUGGAAUGCUGUUUUAGUUAUUACUAAUUCAUCAUUUCUGCAAAGCUGCUAGCUCCCCACAGCUAUAGCCAGACCUCUAGCUCCCCACAGCUAUAGCCAGAC
Messenger RNA from Physella acuta, 2173 nucleotides. Its product is annotated as tetraspanin-33. Gene Ontology annotation, cellular component: plasma membrane. The record is from RefSeq and is a predicted model, not a curated record. NCBI's taxonomy places the organism in Eukaryota, Metazoa, Mollusca, Gastropoda, Physidae.